This is a messenger RNA of Leptopilina boulardi, 2046 nucleotides long. RefSeq names its product probable cytochrome P450 6a13. The record is from RefSeq and is a predicted model, not a curated record. Gene Ontology annotation, molecular function: monooxygenase activity; oxidoreductase activity, acting on paired donors, with incorporation or reduction of molecular oxygen; iron ion binding. The transcript has 7 exons. NCBI's taxonomy places the organism in Eukaryota, Metazoa, Arthropoda, Insecta, Hymenoptera, Figitidae. Bases 252 to 1814 code for a protein of 520 amino acids.
CUUACCAGUAACGUCAAUUUUAAAUCGUUUUUAUAAGUUAGAAAAAUUUUUCUGUUUAUCUGUCAAAAAAUUGUGUUUAAAAAAAUUAAAAUUAUUUGUUUAAUUAAAAAAAAAAAAAAAUUUUUUCCAACGCGGCUUCGAAUUUAUUUUGUACAAAAAAAAAUUAAUUUUAAUAUACAAAAGGAAAAAACAGUUUUUUUUUUUUGUGACAUUUUGACAGAGAAAUAACUUCAAAAAAAAAAAAAAAAAAAAUGUGGAUUAUUUUUCAAUUACUGUGGGAUCCAUUUUUUUUACUUGGACUAUUAUUGGCAACAAUUUAUUAUUAUUUCACUGCGACAUUUGAUUUUUGGGCAAAAAAAAAUGUCCCCUUUCGUAAACCAAUAAUAUUUUUUGGCAAUUUCAAAGAAUUACUAUUAUUUCGUAAAUCACAACCCGAGGGAAUUUUAGAAAUAUACAAUUGGUUUAAAAAUGAAGAUUAUUUUGGUGUUUUUCGUGUACGUACACCAAGUUUAAUUAUAAAAAAUCCCGAAUUAAUAAAAGAUGUAUUUGUAAAAGAUUUUGCAAAUUUUUCUAAUCGUGGAAUUCCAAUUAAUAAUACCGAUCCAUUAAUGGGAAAUUUAUUUAAUCUCGAGGGAGAAAAAUGGAAAGGACUCAAAUCAAAAUUAACGCCAGCAUUUUCGCCGAGUAAAAUAAAGGGAAUGUUUUAUCUUUUGGAAGAAUGUGCAGGACAAUUGGAAAAAAUUAUAAUCAACGUUACCAAGGAAAAUGAAUCGAUUGUUGAUACGCGUGUAUUGGCUGCAAAUUAUACAAUUGACGUGAUUGGUACCUGUGCCUUUGGAAUACAAACAAAUGCAAUUAAUUCAAAGGAUUGUGAAUUUAAAACAAUGGCGAGAAAAUUAUCAAAAUCAAGCUUAAAAACAAGUAUCUGGCGAAUGUUACGACCCGCAAUGCCCACUUUAUUUAAAAUUCUUGGAGUGCAAAUGAUUGAUCCUGAAGUGACAAAAUUUUUUAAGAGCGUCGUAUCACAAGUGAUUAAGCAAAGAGAGAAUCAAGAAUUAAAAAGACAUGACUUCAUGGAUUUAUUGAUUGAAUUGAAAAAUAAAGGCACAUUGGAAGCCGAUAACAAAGGCAAAGAAAAUCAUGAUGAUGAGCAAUUAACAAAAAAAAUUGAAUUAGAUGAAGAUACAAUAACAGCUCAAGCUUUUGUAUUUUUUGUCGCUGGCUAUGAUACAUCAGCGAAUGUAAUUUCUUUUUGUCUACAUGAAUUGGCAUUGAAUAGUGAAAUUCAAGAAAUCACGAGACGCGAUAUUUUGGAUACAUUGGAAAAAUACGAUGGCAAAUUGACUUACGAUGCAAUACAAGAAAUGAAAUAUCUCGACAUGGUGGUUUCAGAAACUUUGAGAAAAUAUCCACUAUCGCCUCUAUUGUCGAGAAAAUGUGAGGGUCCAUAUAAAAUCCCAGGCACUGAAAUUGAAUUACCAGCGGGAAUGAGGGUUAUUAUUCCAAUUUAUGGACUUCAUCAUGACGCCAAUAAUUACCCGGAUCCGGAAAUUUUUGAUCCCGAGAGAUUUAAUGAGGAGAAUAAAAAAAAGAGGCAUCCAUUUGUUUAUCUACCGUUUGGCGAUGGACCACGUGGUUGCAUUGGACAACGUUUUGCAUAUUUACAAACGAAAAUGGGAAUAAUUACAUUUCUCAGAAAUCAUCGUGUGGAACUUUGUGAAAAAUCAGCAAUUCCGUUAAUUUUCAGCCGUCGAAAUUACAUGACAAGUAGCGAAAAAGGAAUUUGGCUGAAAAUUGUAUCGAUUACAAAUUGAUUUUAAUUUAUUUCUAAAAUAUUUUUAUUUUCCAUUGAAUUUUCCAAAUUUUCUAUAUUAUACUUAUAAUAAAGGUUAGUUUUUUAAUAUAGUCAAUAUUUUUUAAAAUAUUAAAAUUUUGCUAUUUUAUUAUUUUCUUUUUUUUUUUUAGCAAUUUUAUAGUAUUUUUGACGAAAAUAUUAUAUUUUUGUACUUAACUGACAUUUUUUUAAAUUAAAUAACUACAUAUUAA